AUAAUAAUUAAAGUCAUUUUGGUGGCUGAUCGAACAAGAGUACGAUGAAAAUAUUUCUUUCCUUUUCUUUCUGGGCUGUCACUUUGUUUUUGAUAGCAGCUGCUAAGGAUGAAGAUUGGGAGGACAUAGACGUCGUAGCUGUAAAUUUAGAUGACGACACAAAGGGGGAUUCGGAAAAUGAAGUCGAGGCUUCGUUGACAACUACUCCAUCUAAAGUCAGUCCAGACGCUUGUCCAGUCCUGAAUUGCGAUAAAAUUUGUCCGUGCGGUAAAAAGACCGAUUCAGACCAUUGUUACAUUUGCGAAUGUGAGUGUAAUCAUGGUGACAAAUGUGAGCAUGAGUGUGAAUUUGGACGAAAAAUUUCUAGUACUGGCGAGUUGACUUGCGAAUGUCACUCUGAACAACAAUACAUAGGAGUUUGUAAAGCGUUUUGCCAUAAUAUUCAUAAUGAAGCUAAAAAUUGCGAAAUAUGUCCUCAUUGUAAUUGUAACGGUCAAGUUAACAAUUGUCCAACUCUAGAAUGCAAUACAGUGUGUAAAUAUGGGUAUACAAGAGAUUACAACGAUUGCCCAUCGUGUAAUUGUCAACGUGGACCGGAUCAUCCAGGUCACGUAGACCCUUGUUACCAUACCAGGUGUGAUUAUGGGCAAAUUUGCAAAGUUAUUGCAGGAAAUGCUGUUUGCGUUGGACAUCCAAGUCCGAUAACAACACUCCCCCCUCUAAAUCCACCACAGUGCCCUAAACUUACUUGCGGACCAGACUGUACUUGUGAACAUUUCAUUAGAGACGAUGGCUGUACGGUUUGUCAGUGUGCUAACGCAUGCUACGGUGUUGCUUGUCCUUAUGGCACUAUAUGCAUUCCAUACUACGUCUUCGAAGCCUAUACGGGAAAACUUCAAGUAACACCAAACUGCAGAAAAGUAGAAUAG
This is a messenger RNA of Dimorphilus gyrociliatus, 929 nucleotides long. Lineage: Eukaryota; Metazoa; Annelida; Polychaeta; Dinophilidae. The record is from the annotation of a GenBank genome assembly.